Molecule: messenger RNA, 386 nt
Organism: Prorocentrum cordatum
Lineage: Eukaryota; Dinophyceae; Prorocentrales; Prorocentraceae
Source: the annotation of a GenBank genome assembly
UACUUCCGCGCCUUCGGCGAUGGCUGGGUUCUCUGCAGCGACCAGAGUGCUGGCAUGGCCCUGGGUGCGGCCUUGGCGCUCGAAGGGAGCUCGCAGCCCUCGGCCCUCGCAGCCUUGUUGCCGCCUGCCUUCUCCGAGGAGGUCUGGGGCGCCUUCGCUGCGUUUGGGCACGACGUGUUCAGGGGUAACCAUGUUACUGUUGCAGGCGCUGCAGGUCUCACUGCGCUGCGGGAGAUGUCCGCGCAGUGCGGAAGCUUGGCUCGAGGGGGGCUCCUCUUGCAGCCGCGCGGCGCGUUGAUCGACCAUGUCGCGAUUCGCUGCCUUUCCGUGGUCGGCUGGUGGCACGGCGUCUUCUUCGGUGGCGACGCCUCUUUCGUCGGCGGCAA